AUCUACUGGUUCUGCUGUCGCUAGAGGCGUACAGGGCCUUCCCGACCGUAGCGAGGGUGCUGCUGCGCUGGGGGAAGGAAAACGCCGCUUUGACUGUGCCUUGUUCUCACAGCUGGCGGGAAGCAAGCGCCUUUUCGAAAGCCGGAGGCUCGAGUGACCCCUCUUACCACCGUUAUGGCAGUCCCAGGUUGCAACAAGGACAGUGUCAGAGCAGGCUGUAAAAAAUGUGGCUACCCUGGUCACCUGACUUUUGAAUGCCGUAAUUUUCUCCGAGUAGACCCUAAAAGGGACAUAGUUUUGGAUGUCAGCAGUACAAGUAGUGAAGAUAGCGAUGAAGAGAAUGAAGAACUGAAUAAAUUGCAGGCAUUACAGGAAAAAAGAAUAAAUGAAGAAGAGGAAAAAAAAAAAGAAAAAAGCAAAGAAAAAAUCAAAUUGAAAAAAAAAAGGAAAAGGGAAGCUGUAUCCACAGCCCUCUUCUGUAAUAGCAUUGCAGCCAUGAGAGCUCUCACGCUUUCAGCCUUUCCAUAA
Molecule: messenger RNA, 528 nt
Organism: Nomascus leucogenys (northern white-cheeked gibbon)
Lineage: Eukaryota; Metazoa; Chordata; Mammalia; Primates; Hylobatidae
Gene: SREK1IP1
Product: SREK1 interacting protein 1
Exons: 5
Coding region: 175-528 (117 amino acids)
Molecular function (GO): zinc ion binding; nucleic acid binding
Source: RefSeq, a predicted model, not a curated record